Eremomyces bilateralis CBS 781.70 is the source of this 1929-nucleotide messenger RNA. RefSeq lists its product as uncharacterized. Gene Ontology annotation, molecular function: RNA polymerase II cis-regulatory region sequence-specific DNA binding; DNA-binding transcription activator activity, RNA polymerase II-specific; zinc ion binding. NCBI's taxonomy places the organism in Eukaryota, Fungi, Ascomycota, Dothideomycetes, Eremomycetales, Eremomycetaceae. Gene Ontology annotation, cellular component: nucleus. The record is from RefSeq and is a predicted model, not a curated record. Gene Ontology annotation, biological process: DNA-templated transcription; regulation of transcription by RNA polymerase II. Bases 1 to 1929 code for a protein of 642 amino acids. The transcript has 4 exons.
AUGUCUAAAUUAGCUACGAGACCCAAAAACGCUGCUCAUGAUGAUCCUUCGGCCGUAAGCGGCGUUAGAUGCGCGCUGGGGCUUCACCAUUUCCGCGUAUCUCCACUCCGCGGACGUUUACUUCUCCGAACCUUUUCACCAGGACAAAAUGGCGCUCCGAAUAGCCUUAGGCUCAACGACAUCCGACCACCGAGCGGUCCUCAAGGCGCACAACCAGAUGCCUGGGAUCUUUUGCACCGGGUGGAGAAGCUCGAAAAGUCCUCGACAUCUAGUCCUAUCAGCCGGCUGUCUGAGACAGAUCGGGCCGCAUUUGCUGGCCAGCCCGACCCGCAGGACUCGCACAUAAUUCUAGACAAGACGAGGUUCCGACCUAUCAUUGCCUGCUAUGUUGCGGCCACUGGAUCUUGGAGUGGCUAUGCUGAGGCCACCGGCAGCGGUCCGAAGCCCUCGUUCCAGGGUUCUGAAGCCGAAGCCCUGACUGUCCAGAUGGCGGACAAGAUGGCAACUCUGUACUUCCGAUCAUUUGAGUCGUCGCAUCGGAUACUCCACGCACCUACGUUUUGGACCGAGUACCAGAGAUUUUGGAGCCAUCCAGAAAGCAUCACGACUGCCCUUCGUCUCAAGAUCCUUCUCGUUGGUUUAGGAUCUAGUCUAUACGGACAGGAAGACGCAAGUGCUGAAUUUUGCAGUCUAGUCCUUCAAUCGAUAUAUACUACUCAGACCUGGCUUUCCGGACCAUUAGAGAAAGACCGUUUAGAUCUCACCGGGCUACAAAUCCAUUGCCUAAUGAUUCUAGCACGGCAGAUAUUCUCAAUCGGCGGCGACCUGGUAUGGAUAUCGAUGGGAUCGCUCAUCCACAAAGCCAUGCAAUUAGGUUUGCAUCGUGAUCCAAAACAUCUCCCGAAAAUGUCGGUAUUACAAUCCGAGAUUCGCAGGAGGAUAUGGGCAACUAUACUCGAAAUGACUAUACAGCCGUCUUUAGACUCGGAGAUGCCUCCCAGACUCUUCGUCGACGAGUUUGACACCGAGGCCCCUUCUAAUGUUAACGAUGAUGAGAUGGACGAAUCUACUACGGGGAUCCAACCCCACCCUAAGGGCAAAUAUACCGCCACAUCGAUGCAGCUUAUUCUACUCGACUCGGUACCUACCCGCUUCCGGAUCCUGCGGCUUCUGAACGGCUUGCACACCGAGCUUUCAUACUUGAAUGUCCUUACGCUAAGAUCAGAGCUUACAGAAGCAUGUCGGGUGGCCAACAGUUUCAUGAAGGAGAAUGGGGAGUCCGGUAUAACGACGUUUCACCGAAAUCUACUCGGCUAUCUAGUUCGUCGGUUCCUGCUCCCUCUGCACUGUCCAUUCGCCACCACCGCGCAAACAAACCCAUUGUUCUACCACUCGGUCAAGGUCAGCCUAGAUGCUGCCAUGGCCAUCAUCUCCCCCGGGCCAGACGAAGGCUUUUCCCGUCUUAUGGCUAUUAGCGGAGGCUUAUUCAGAGAGGGCUUCAGAAGCGCAAUGACGGCCAUUACCCUCGAGCUUCUCGUCCAGGUCGAGGCCCAGCGCCUCGACGGGACGCUACUCCGUAACCUACAAUAUAGAGGUCUUCUUAAGCAAGCCGUAAAGGACAUCAUUGAGUUGUCCGCGGAGCGGAUCCGGCAAGGCGAGACUAAUUUUAAGAGCCAUAUGUUCCUAAACAUGAUCCUGAGCCAGGUCGAGGCGAUUGAAACGGGCACUUCGUGUGAGAUUAAGAUUUCACAGAGUGCUAGGGACAGCCUCGAGUUCUGUCAUGAUCUACUAAGAACACGAGCUGACACUGUCCCUUUACCGUAUCCCAGCGAUAUCGGUCUCACAUCAACGAGGCCUAAUGGUGAGCAGGAUGACUACGGGUUUGACUUCAACUUGGAUUUUUUUCCGCCAGAUGGUGGCUUUUCUUAG